Molecule: messenger RNA, 2778 nt
Organism: Epinephelus fuscoguttatus (brown-marbled grouper)
Lineage: Eukaryota; Metazoa; Chordata; Actinopteri; Perciformes; Serranidae
Gene: ttc29
Product: tetratricopeptide repeat domain 29
Exons: 12
Coding region: 267-1586 (439 amino acids)
Molecular function (GO): protein binding
Source: RefSeq, a predicted model, not a curated record
UACUGGUGUGAAAUAGUGUUUCAUUAUUUCUGAAUGGAACCAGGCAGCAGGGAGGAGUCAGCGGGGUUGUGAGUGUUGGAACGCGGCCUGUCCCUGUUGCCAUGGUGAUGAGGUUACUCAGGCAGCAGCGGUGAAGUCUCUGAGAGUAAAUCUGUGUCUGUAGCUGUAAGUGAGUCCAUAUUUCUGACUUUAUCUGCGUGUUUUAUGAUUUUAUUCAGAGCGCAGUGUCGCUACAGAAGCUCUGCUGUUUUGACUGACAGGUGAAGAUGAACGCAGCGGUGACACAGCGGCAUGCCCAAGCUUUUCUCCCGGAUAUUACCACUAACAGCAACAAACAGAGGAACAGCACUCAGCACAGCAGGGUGCAGCAGGAGAGGGACUCGCUGUCCCAGAAAUCAGCUCAGAUUCCCUCCAAGGCUGAAAUAUCACUGUUCAAAAACAGUCCAAAGCAGAACAUCUGUGUGGAGCUGCUUCAGCAAGGCUAUCACAGGACGUUCUCGGAGCUCUUCUCUCUGCUGCGCUCUGAUCAGGAUCGCAGGGCGGCGGCUGAACCAGGGUCAGAUCUCGAGCUUCAGACUCCGCUGGAGGACCAGCGGGACAAACUGGAGACCAUGAGACUGCACCUGAGCCAGGCGGAGCAAGCUGAAAACACCAGGUCCUGGACAGUGGUGUGUGAGCAGCGUCUGUUUCUAGGUCGGUACUUCUCUGCUCCGGAGGAUCUCUGGCUCAGUUUGCACUUCUACCACAGCUGCACAGACCUAGAGCGAGGAGGCCACUCCAGACCGGCCACAGAGGCGCAGGCGUGCAUGGCGGAGCUCUACCUGCAACUAGAUGAGCUAGAGCAGGCGAAGCAGCAGGCGGAGCUGUGUAUGCAGCAGGCAGACGGCGCCGGCUGGCUGGACUCAGCCGGUCUCCCCCUGAGGCUCCGGGCCCGCAAAAUUCUGUGGAGGAUCUACAGCCGACUGGCUGACGCUCAACUGGAGGCCGCAGACCACAGGGAGGCACUGAGGCUGCUCCACAAGGGCUACAGCAUGGCUAAAGAGUCUGACGACAAACAGAUUGAAGGGGAGGCGUCUUAUCGACUCGGACUGACCUAUCAGAGCGCAGGAGACCAUACCACAGCCAAACAGUUCUUCAACACUUGCAUGCAGAUUUGCGGCACACUGCAGGAUGCAGACGGGCUGGGAAAGGCCUACAAGGCUAUGGCCAAGUCUAUACAGAGUGAGGGAAACAUACAUGACACACUCCAGUGUCUGGAGAAGUUUGCUGACAUCUCCCGUAGUGAAGGGCUGCAACACAACCUGGUGAACGCCUACCUGUGUCUGGGCAAUAUCUACUGUACAAUGCGUCAGUAUGAGAGAGCUCGUGAGUACUUCCUGCAGGGUUAUGACGUGGCCUGUAACCUGGGAGAUGUGGCUCUGCUGCAGAAAGCACAGGUGUUGGUGGGCAGUGCUCGCGCCCGCUGCCUUAUCGGGAAAUACAGCGCAGACGUGCAGUCGACCUCGACCGACGCCCUGCAACGACUGCUGGCGUGGAAGGAGCUGGGGGACUCAGUACUGCUACAGCCUGGUGUUAACGCUUCAUGAAGAACCAGGUGAAUACUGCUGUUGGGACUGCUGGGAGACACACCUCCAAAUCACAGCACGUUACAGGAAAUAAACACUGUAAGUUUGUAACAUGACAUCAUCUUAUCCCCGUGCCAGUCAAAUUAUUGACAUGAUAAAAACAUGACAGGCGUGUUAAGUUACCUCCAUUUUAAGAGGAGCUUUUAUGCUACAGUUACUCACAUUAAAGGAUAACCUCUGAAUCCUUCAUCCUGGAUCCUAGCUCUCGUGUAACUGAUCAAAGCAGAUUGAGAAAUAUCCCAAGCUAAACGACCCACAGUUUCGACAUCAUAAAGACAAAGGUCAAGAAGAUACUUCCUGUUGAGUCAUAGCGCCUGAGAUCGGCUCUUACAUUUAGAAAUCAGCUUUAAUCGGGCUGUUCACACAUGAUGAGCAGAGGUGGAGGAAGUACAGAUCUAAGAAAUAACUUUGUGUCUGUUGAUGAGCUGUCCAGUGUGAGCCAGGGGUGACACUUAACGGCGUUCUCCCGGGCUCGGGAACGCAGCACAGUCACCACAGCUGAAAGCAACAAACAUUAUGCAAUAGUGCACAUAACAGAUUUCCUGAUCAGCUGGCGUCUGGUUUCAGAUCGCAGCUGCGGCUUGUAAGAUAAUGAGUUAAUAAACAGGCAGAGACGCAUCAUCAGAGCUCGCUGAGUCAGCCCUGUCUGUCCGCCAGCUCUUCAUAUGUUUGUGUCUGUUGAGCCGAGCAGAGGAAACGACGAAGAGGAGGAGCAUGAAGGUCUGAAUGUCCUCGACUCGUUUUUAUAUAUUGCUUAUUCUCCGUGAUUAUUUGCUGUUGUGCAGAAUAAAAAUGUUUUGGAGUGAAAUACAAUCUGUGAUCUCACUGGCUGCAUUUUAAAAUGAUGAUGUAACUUCUUAAAAUACUUGAAAAAAAUGUGUUUCCUACUUAGAUCAUAAAAAAUAGAAGCUUUUAUUUAUUUUACUGUACCGUCAAACACUGUUGAUUAUUAAUGUGAUAAAUUAUGUCAGAAUAAUUAGAAUAAUAAGCCAAAAUUAUUUACAAGUUAUUUUCCUUUUUUUUUUAAUAAUGAAGAACGUUAUUUAGAUUGUUUGUGUAUUUAGAAACUUUUACAUGCUUAAUUAUUUUUUUUAAACAGACUUACUUUUACAUUUUCAGUUUAAACCACUGUGAUCAUUAAGUGAUUGUUUAU